AUGGCGCUCCUUCAUAUCUCGGACCCUCCAUUUCAUCCAUCCAUUCCCCUUGCGACCUUGACUAUCAUCGCCGUUUGGGCAUUUUUGCGACUCUGGAGGAUAUUUUUCAAAAAUCCUUCCUACCCCCCUGGCCCUGUUGAGCGGAAUUUUUUGCUUGGAAAUUGGGACGAUAUUCCGACUGUCAAGCCAUGGGCAACCUAUGCUCAGUGGGGCAAAGUAUAUGGCGAUGUCGUUCAUUUCCGACUUUAUAGACAGCAUACAAUAAUUCUAAACUCGAUUGAGGCUGUGGAUGACUUGCUUGAGAAGAGGUCUAAUAUCUACUCCUCAAGAUCUCAAAUCGAAAUGGUUAAUUUAAUGGGAUGGGAUUUCGCCACAGGAAUCAAGCCAUACGGACCGCAAUGGAGAAACCAUAGGCGCUUCUUCCAAUACGUAUUCAGGUCGGCUGUGUCGCAAAGUUUGCGACCUGUUUUAUCCAAGAAAGUCAACGACUUGCUUUACAAUCUUCUGCUUACACCCGAGAACUUCAUUGGCCACUAUAAAUCUUUAGGUGCAGCAAAUAUUAUGGCGGCCGUGUACGCGUAUGACAUAGCGCCCACAAACGACUAUUUCGUAUCACUUUCGGAAAAUGCAACGGCCCGAGUAUCCUUGAGCCUUGCCCCUGGUCCCUCUGCCGUCAACGCGUUUCCCAUCCUGAAAUAUCUUCCGGAAUGGUUCCCAGGCGCCGGCUUUCACAAGUUAGCUAAUGAGACAAGAGAAUUAACAGAAGAGAUGCAAGAGCUGCCGUUCAGGCAUACUAAAAAGAUGAUGGACUCUGGAAACUCUCCUCUAUGCAUAGCUUCCGAGCUUAUGGAGAGGUUUAACUCAUCGGAAGAGGAUAUCGAAACCAUCAAAGAAGUGUGCGCGUCUAGUUAUGCAGGCGGAGCAGAUACGACCGCUGCUUCUCUUGGAAUGUUUUUUAUGGCAAUGGCUACACACCCCGAAAUCCAAAAAAAAGCACAACGAGAAAUUGACAACGUUGUUGGAAAUGGAAGACUCGUGACCUGGGAUGACAUGCAAUUGCUACCUUACAUCGACGCACUAAAUCGAGAACUGAUGCGAUGGAGGCCAGCAUUACCUCUUGGGAUUGCUCAUUGUACAACACAGGAUGAUGUUUAUAAAGGAUACUUCAUUCCCAAAGGCACCAUACCCACUAAUGGCAUCUUUCAUAGGGCAAUAUCACGCGAUGAGCGAAAGUUCAAGGAUCCAGAUCAAUUCAAUCCCGAUCGACACUUUGAUGAACACGGAAAUCUGAAGAAUGACUAUCAGUCCUACGCGUUUGGCUUUGGUAGACGUUAUGGCUAG
Psilocybe cubensis is the source of this 1341-nucleotide messenger RNA. RefSeq lists its product as uncharacterized. Bases 1 to 1341 code for a protein of 446 amino acids. The transcript has 9 exons. Gene Ontology annotation, molecular function: monooxygenase activity; heme binding; iron ion binding. NCBI's taxonomy places the organism in Eukaryota, Fungi, Basidiomycota, Agaricomycetes, Agaricales, Agrocybaceae. The record is from RefSeq and is a predicted model, not a curated record.